Messenger RNA from Cephus cinctus (wheat stem sawfly), 7307 nucleotides. It is a transcript of the gene FoxP, whose product is annotated as forkhead box protein P1. Gene Ontology annotation, molecular function: DNA-binding transcription factor activity, RNA polymerase II-specific; RNA polymerase II cis-regulatory region sequence-specific DNA binding. The record is from RefSeq and is a predicted model, not a curated record. The transcript is spliced from 18 exons. Lineage: Eukaryota; Metazoa; Arthropoda; Insecta; Hymenoptera; Cephidae. Bases 2455 to 5214 code for a protein of 919 amino acids. Gene Ontology annotation, cellular component: nucleus. Gene Ontology annotation, biological process: regulation of transcription by RNA polymerase II.
AAGACCGAAUGUUUUGCUGGUGCGUUCGACUGGUGCCUCGGAGCCCUCGCAUGCGUAGGCGCGGCACUGCGCGUGCGCGCGCGCGAGUGUCGCGUUGCGUUGUCGCCGUGUUGUCGCCGUGUUGUCGCCGUGUUGUCGCCGUGUUGCGUUGCGGUGAUGUCUGUUGCAACGAUUUCAUGGAAGAAGACGGCAACAACGGGAAAACGUUUAUUAGCAUGUCGAUAAACAAACAAGUGCUAGUAGUUAAGAUCGUCGGAUGGUUGCGCAGAGCUAACGAGAGAACGAGGGAGGGGGUAUUGUGUGGGUGCCAGGAUUGACCACGAGACGCGGCGAGGAGAGGAGAGAACUCUCGUAUGUAUUGAAUGCGCAAAAAAGUAUGUACAGCAUAGUCGUGGAGUUUAUUCAAGUUUAGGAAGAUCCCCCAGUGUUUGAACGGCCAUAAUGUUGAAGUAUCGUAACGUCCGUAACGUCCAGCCUGGCCUCAGACUCGUCACACUCGAAUUCCAUGGUAGGCCGCUCUUUUCUUUUUUAGAUAAGCGCAUAAAGCCAGCGACGAGCGCAAACAGAUUUCAACUCUCACUCGCUCGCGUGUGUGUGUGUGUCAAGAACACUCGCAACAGUAUCAGCGACGCCUUUUCCUGCUCUAACAAUAAGACUGAAAAGUCCAAAUAUUAGUCUGCGUGAAUUCUCUUACUUUUUCUGGCCGAACUUGUCGAUCGCGGAUCGCUCAUUGAGAAUCGAGCGCAGGAAUUGCCGACAACGUGUGGAGCAUGCAUGUGCAGUUGGGCAGGACAACGAGAGUACACGCUCGGUCAGUCGAGAGAUGCAACGGGAGUGCAGCAAAGCGGGAGGUUAAAAUAGGAGCAGGAGCCCAUGUGCAGAUUGUGCAGAUUGCGCAGAUUGCGCAGGCAACGCACAACUUCCGUAAGGAUAACGUGGAGCGGGUAAGGCUAAGGCAACGAGUCUGCUGCUGCAUGUCCGAUGGACAAGAUGAUGGACCACAGUCUACACCACCUUGCAGCACUCUUACGGAAGUUCCGUGUGCAAUGGCCUUAAGGUGUCGACAAGAGGAACGAAGGCGUCGCCUGACGUUCUGCAACCAGAGUGAGCGUCGAUGGGCGGCAGAGGGGGGUGAGAGGCGAGCGUCGAGCGGAAGGGGAUAGGGAACUCCGCGGGACGCGCGGCGUCGCUCGAGGGGCGGGCAGUGCGGGCGUCGCGGGCCCGAGGGGGCAUGAAACGCGUAAACAGAGAGUCAACAUGUAAACAGGCCACUCGCGAGACAAACAACGUGGGGGCCACGGGCUGUUCACCGAGCGACGAGACUCGUUCGGCCGCCUGGUUGUUCGCUCGCGCGCGCUCUCUCGCUCUCUCGCUCGCUCUCUUCUACGUAGGUUCGUUCAGUUUCGUCUCGUCUCGUCCCGUCCCGUCCCGUCCCGUCCCGUCCCGUCUCGUCCACUAGCUCAUUCGUCGGCUCGUUCGCGUUGCCUGCUGCUCUGCUUUACGUAGCGGAGGCAGCUAGGACGCCGCUACACGUUAUAAUCUAAAGUCUUUAUAAUAUCGUAGUGCCUACACUGCAGACUCUACCUCGCAGUACUCUGCACGCGGUACGGUGCUCACGGAUUUCUGUGAAUCUUCACGCGCGGGAAUCGUCGACGCGAUUUAACUCAGAGUUUCCCUUCCCCCGUACCCCUUCCCCCCUCUCUCCCUCUCUCUCUCCCUCUCUCUCUCUCUCUCUCUCUCUCUCUCUCUCUCUCUCUCUUUCUUCCUUUCUUCGUCACAUCGUCGUCGUACUUCGGUUUCCCUAGGCCGAGUUGCCUCCUGUAACUCGGAUGUCAGAGCGAAGCCGCCGCCGUCGGCGACGAUGACGACGAUGAGUAGUAUCGCUUGGAUACGUACUCACGAAGAGCAACGGGCUUACGUGCGUGGCGGCGCAACUAUUAAAGUGAACCAAAGAAUCUCGUCGCGAUUAGCCGUUCGUUCAGGAAGAAUCAGUUCGCGCUCCUCUCACUCGCAAUGCUCGUACUGAUCGAGGUGACGCUGGUUACCGCAGGUAGCGUUAUCUGUGCAUAUUUACGUUAGUGAGCGCCAUCGUCGCUACGUCACCAGUGACUGACGUGUGCAAGUUAACCACGAGGAAAUCGUACGUUCCUGCAGCAACGUUCUCUACUGAGUUCUCUUCGUCUCGAACAUUGGAGCCUACUGCACUGACUGUCAUCGACUAGUGCUCUCUCCGGCCUCCCUUCCGCGUCCCCACACCUGCCACUGCUGUUAUCAGCAUUCUUACUAUUGUCAUUGCUAUCAUCCUCGUCAACACCAAUAUGGCCACCGGUACCUCGACUCGCACUGACAGCCCCUCCCGAUCCUAAUCACCCUCCGAUCCUUUCGAUCAACAGAUGCAAGGCUGUCAUCGGAUUUCAUGUCAGUGGUGCAAUCUCCCUUGGCUAUCAAGACCCAAUGACAUGGCUCAUUGAUGGGCACAUCGGUGAGAACCCCUUCGACAACGGAUCCUGGGGAAAGGAGCACUUUCAACCAGCGACAGUUCCUUGGCAGCUCAAUCCACGCGGCCACAGUCGUCUCAGUGACGAUGGCAUGAUGGAUCAUGACACUGACGGUGACGGCGCGAUCAACCUGUCCACCUCUCAACGACCGUCAGCUUCCUCGACACCAAACGGCGACGCAUCGGCCUACAGCCAGGAUCACCAGGAGAACGAUCAGGUCAGCACGCUUUUCGCAGCGUUGAAGCAGCAGCAGCAGCAGCAGCAGCAACAGCAGCAACAGCAUCUUCAGUCAAGGGACUCGUCCCACAACAGAGAAAGAGUAAUAACGCGUGGGCGCGAGAGGGUCAGCAGCAACAGCACAGCCAGUGGAGCCGACGGGGAGCAGCAACAAGAGCUCACCAUCGAGUACCAAGGCAAUGGGAAGCUCAGUCCUACUGGGCACUCACUGACAUCUGCACCGAUGACCCAGCAAAAGCAGCCAUUCAUCACGCAACAGUCCCAGCAGCCGAGUUCCGGGGCCCCCGGGCCCCAACCAAGUCCUCAUCAGAGUCCUCAGGCACCCCAAAGGGGCUCACCGCCGAAUCCUACGCAGGGCCCGCCCCCAGGAGGCCCCCCAGGGGGUGGUCCACCCUCGCAGACAGCGUCGCAGAUGAUGCUCAGCCCGGCGAGUGGCUUGCAUCAGAUGCAGCAACUUCUACAGCAGCACAUUCUCAGUCCAAGUCAGCUGCAGUCGUUCAUGCAGCAACACACGUUGUACCUGCAACAGCAGCAGCAGCAGCAGCAUCACCAGGACUCCUCGGAACAUGCGGCUAACCAGGAACGAUUCGGUUAUUUUUCAUCUCUGAAAAACCACCAACAUCAACUGGCUGAACUCGGCCGCAAGCAGCUCGAGCAGGCCAUGCAGCAGCUGCAGGAACAGCUGCAGCUCAACCUGAUCCAACAGACGCAUCUACUGCAGACAGCCGACAAGAAGAAAGCCUCGGCGCCGCUCCAGCAACUUGCGCUCCAGCAACAGCAAUUGAUACAGCAGCUUCAGAUCACCCAGAGGCAGUAUCUACUUCAGCAAGGCUUGGGUCUCCAGGGUCACAAUCACUCCUCAGGCCUCCAGCCAGGGGACUCUCUGCCGGCAUGGAAGACGACGGACGCCUCGGACGGUCCGGAGACGCACCAGAAUUCGAACGCGCUGAAAUCCUCGACGGGAUUGAACGGUAUUUUAAAUUCGAUAGUUUCCGGCCGACGGACGGAAAUGAAUGGCGGCUCCGGCUUGGAUGAGAAACCACUGGAUGUCUCCUGCAACGAUAAGGCUCAUCCGCUCUACGGUCACGGAGUUUGCAAGUGGCCCGGCUGUGAAGUUAUUUGCGAUGACUAUCAAGCAUUCCUCAAGCACCUCAACACCGAACACACCCUGGACGACAGAUCGACAGCACAGGCUAGAGUGCAGAUGCAGGUUGUCUCGCAGUUGGAAAUACAGUUGCAGAAAGAACGCGACCGGCUGACUGCAAUGAUGCACCAUCUUCACGUGGCCAAGCAGAUGGCCUCGCCCGAACCGCCAAAAUCCUCGGAAUCCUCGACGGGAUCGAGUUUACCGAAGCUGAAUCUCUCCUCGGCCUUGAUGAGUCAACCACCAUCGAACUUUGGCGUUUCCCAGGUCUCGCCAGUCUCGAUGUCGGCCCUCGUUUCUGCCGUGAGGUCACCGGCGGGAGGACAACUUCCGCCAUCAGCGGGUGGUGCCCCGAUGCCGCCGAUACCGAACCUCUCGAACAUGUCAGGCAUACCACCGAUGCCAAACAUGCCCGGCAGCAUGCCGAGUAUGCCGAGUAUGCCGAGUAUGCCGAGUAUGCCGAAUAUGCCAAGUAUGCCCAGUAUGGCUGGACCCAUAAGAAGGCGAAUCAGCGAUAAAUCGGCACUCUCUCUGGCUGGAGGGCUGCCCUACAUGCUGGAGCGUGCUGGUCUUGACGUCCAACAAGAGAUACAACGGAAUCGGGAAUUUUACAAGAAUGCUGAUGUGCGGCCACCCUUCACAUACGCUUCAUUAAUUCGACAGUCGAUAAUCGAGUCGCCGGAUAAGCAACUGACGUUGAACGAAAUCUACAACUGGUUCCAGAAUACAUUCUGCUACUUCAGACGUAACGCAGCCACGUGGAAGAACGCAGUGCGACACAACCUGUCUCUCCACAAAUGUUUCAUGCGAGUCGAAAACGUGAAAGGGGCCGUUUGGACGGUGGACGAAGUGGAGUUUUACAAGAGACGUCCUCAACGCGCUUGCAGCACGACUGGGGGUGUCCCGUCCAAGAGCCCCACGCUAACCCACAGUCCAACGAUGUAUGGGGAUGCACUGAACAGCAACCUCCAGUAUUUCCAGGCUGCGCUCGGUGAGUCGAACAUGGGCUUCCUGAACAACUCGAUGUGCACGUCGACAGCGACAAGUCCUGACAAGGAGCACGUGAUGGCCCACAGCGAUCUGAUGUCACCUUUGGAUGAACCGGCGGUGCAUAUAAAGCAAGAGGGUCAGAGUCCCGAGGGAGGCAAGCUGUCCAGACUAAUAAAGCGUGAACUCCUGGAUGCACCAACGGAACAGGAGCAGGAGGAGGACCAGGUUGACGAGAGGGAUUACCCGGAGAGUCACGGGCAUGAUUCCGGUCAGGAGGAAGAUAUGGCCGAGGACCUCUCGAUGGCACCCGACAUCAUGACGCCGGAUGAUCAGAUCGAGGCGUAGUAGCGGCGUUCCAGCUGUUAACUAGGUUCUCAUCUUCUCGGCUCUAUUACAGCCAUUCGUCGUCGCUAAAAAAGAAGAAACGAUACGACGAAACAUACGGAUCCCUUACCCUAUCCAAAAGUUCCCCUAUCUUAUCCCCGUCAUACCCCUAAGACUACUACCAUAAUAUAUACUACAUUACGAACCCCACCAGCUCAGCCACCAAAGAAUUAUUAGACACCGUCGCCCUGAGAAGUCCUCCCCGGAAGAUGCCUGACCUCUCACACUCUCACCAUAUCGAAAGCGCGCUUCCGGGCGCAGUGGAAGGAAGAAUCUUUGCUAAGGAACUUAUCGAGGAAAGCUCCGAAACGAAAACUAAAUACACGAGGGACUUUUUCGAGGAGAGAGAAAGCGGCGAGCCAAUUGAAUUGGCUAGGAUACGCCUCGAUCCAUCAAUCCAUAUCUUUAAUCAAGCAAUUGCGAACAACGAUGUUUAUAUUCUUUUGCCUUUUCUCUUAUUUUGUUUUCUUGUUAUAAUGUACAUUUCGUCGCGGUGCGAGACACGUCGCGAGUAAUUGUCGCGUCCUCAGGAGAGAGUGUUCCGUAGCGACCGAAACCUCUGAUGAGACGCCAAUCUCGUGGAGGAGAAGGAAGGCAUUGCUCGGCUGCUAGUCGGUAGCCAAAAUGCCAAAGGACACUCUCUCCAGGAUUCGUACAUAAAAAUAUAUAUAUAUAUAUACACGUAUGCACACUCGCAAGUACGUAGACCCAUGUACAUACACGACACUUCGGAGCGUCUAGAUACGCUUAGUGGAUUCACGAGAAGAGAUAAGGUGCACAUGGGUAGAUACGUGAUGUAGAUAAUGUAGAAGUUAUUAAAAUGAAAAUACGCUAAUACAUUCGAUUGGAAUCAGUCUGGCACUUGUUACGGGCCUUCUGUUAAUGGAGUCAAUGUUAAGGAUGGAGGUGGGCAUGUUGACACGUGUCCUUCCCCGAAGUCUUGAAAUCUCGAGAUCCGAAAAUUUCGCAACACUUCGGCGACGUGACUGGCCACCGCAACCCCGUUAAUCUGUAUAGUCUAGUUAUUACAUUAUUAGGUAGUUUCGUAUUAAUUCGUACGAAGUAACCGAGGUAGAAUUUGUAUAUGAAGCACGAGGUGAGCUUUUUGACGCGAGAGUGGGAGUGAUAGGGAUCGAUAAUGACGAAAGCAAGGGAAAAUUUGUAGGAGAGAUAAACCAAAUCGAGACAAAGCAACAGCCAGUAGCCGCAAAAGGAUUCACACAUGACAGAAGUACACGCGCGACUUUAUGCUUAAGAGGGUAUAUAAGAAGAAUAGAAGGAGCGGAUGGUACGAACUCUAUGAAUAAAUUAAAGUAUUAUAUAUGCAUAUACAUAUAUAUACGUAUACGUAUCAGAAUUUAAGGAUUAAAUGUCGACCCCCCCGUCCACGAACCCCAAAAAUCUUCAUCUUCAGCCAAUUCUCACAAGAGACCGCGAAACAUGCUCGAUAUGUAGAAGGUGAUAAGAAAAUAAGAAAGAAGAACUGAGAGGCCCUCGGCCGCACAUACGCGAACGUACGUCUAGCUGGAAAAGAUACGUAGAGAGGCAGAAGGUGCGAGAGAAUCAGGGAGUAAUGAAAAUUUCGCAGAAUCACAGGACCCAGAGAAAUUGCCAAGGCCGCUCUCGACAGCUGACCUUCGUACGCAGGCACACCGAACAUUAGACAGACACAUACCAGACCAGCCCUCUAUAUCUAUCUACUAAUACUAAAGUAACUAAUGGUUAUAUGACACUAUGUGGUCGACGAUUACGAGGACGAAUACGGAGGACUGUCACGAGGAGAAUAAGAAUGAGCGCGAGCCAACCGAAGGGCUGGCUCCUUGCCGCGAUGCCAAAAACUAACGGAAAGGAAGGAAAAGGAAGGAAAAGGAAGGAAAAGGGGAUCGCGCGAGCCCUGCGUAUCUCGGGACGAGUUCGCCUAUCGUAAAGCCGCUACUCUAAGUCUAUGUACUGUGUAUAAUGAAUUAAGGACUUGAUAUAUAGACUCUCCUGUACAUAGUUAACUGAUAAGGCAUUAGGAAUUAAUUAAUACACGAAUACAUCGUUUACGAAAA